Molecule: messenger RNA, 12320 nt
Organism: Rhipicephalus microplus (southern cattle tick)
Lineage: Eukaryota; Metazoa; Arthropoda; Arachnida; Ixodida; Ixodidae
Gene: tweek
Product: transmembrane protein KIAA1109 homolog tweek
Biological process (GO): synaptic vesicle endocytosis
Source: RefSeq, a predicted model, not a curated record
AGACACCUCUCCUUCUACCCACCGUGUCUGGGCCUCUCCUAAACAUAGAAUAGAAGAGCUAAACAUGACAUUUCCAGCUGAAAAAGAAGUUGUUGCCAAAUGAGACGCAUUUGCCAUGAAUACAUCGGAUGCGGUGCCGGAAGUGGCAGCGUACCCAGCUGCAUGGAACACCACAGCCCCGCUGGAGAAACUGCCUCUGGACUCGAACUUCGCAUGGCUUUUGUGUGCUCUGCUCACGGCGACGGCAUGGGUCAUCUACAUCACAUUCUACAAUGCCCGCGUGUUGGGCUUGCUCUUGACAAAAAUCCUCAACCGCUUUGUGGGCAAGGCCUAUCUCAGGAUCGGGUCUGUGUCCCUGUCGGUGCUCUCGGGGAAGCUGAUGUUCCGAGAUUUUGCCUAUGCCACCCCAGAUUACACCGUGCGAGCUCAGGAUGGCUGGCUGGUCUUUCGUUGGUGGAUUCCCUAUGUCAAAAAGGAGUUUCCUCGCACAUGUGCAGAUGCGGAGGCCCGCGUGUUUGUUCUCCUCAAUGGCCUGGAGCUCCACAUCUACAACCGGUCCGAGCUGUACGCCCGCCUGGAGCACCUGUUUGGCCUGGAACCUAGUGUCCUGCCGCCGCCUUGUGAGAUGCCGCCCAAGAAGCCAGAGGAGCCUAGCAGUGCAGUGCAGCAGUGUCACCCCUGGCGGGACCUUGUUCCGGUUGUUAAGCUGGAAGUAUCAACUGGCCGCUUGGUGUUCGGAAACCGCUUGCUCCCGACAACCAUUUCGAUUCGUUUUGAGGAAGGUCAUGCUAUAUACAAGACCAGAGCAGCUGCAUCCAGGAUUGACUUAUUUCAGCACACACUUGACUGCCGACUGGACAGUUUCAAGGUUAUGCUGGCCCCCAGCCCAAAGUACAUUGGUGUACCAGAUGAGCCGCCUCGUUUCAUGGGUGAAGGCUUCGUUGUGCUGCAGUCAAACAGAGUUCACCUGUUCUACUAUCAGGACGAAGCAGGAUUCGUUCCAGCUGAACUGGAAGUGGUCCAGCUGGCCAAUGGUGACCUGGUAGAGCGGCGCAGUGCUCCGACUUGGGGACUGGAUGCCAAGUGUGGCCGUGGCACCAGUUUCAGCUAUGGUCCAUGGGCAGACCGCCAACGGGACAAGCUGAUGCAGUUAUUCUUCCCACAAGACUACCAGCCGCUGAAGCCCACGCCUCAGCCUCAAGUUGGCGAGAGGCGCCGGGCACAGUCAUUUGACCUGCGCCUUAGCACUACAGCUGAUGCGUCAUUGGAUCUACUCUUCUCCAAAGACAAGGAGACCAAUGCAGUGCACAUGACAGUGAAGCAGGGCUCGUACUUGGAGCUCACUCUGCCAUGGCAAGUGACCGAGGAAGGCUACACCACUCGAGUGACGGGCCAGCUGUUUCACCUGGAAGCCUCCACCAGCCUGCCUUUCAGAAAUCUGCUGGAGAGCGAGAUACUGGGCUUUGAUGUCCAGGGCAAGUACCCACUCAUCUGGAAUGGCCACCAGGAUUGGCAGUGCAGCCUAGCUGGCUGUCGUAGCUCUCUCACCUUGCUGCACACACACAAAGGCUUCUUCCAAGCCCUAGUGGAAGAUUGGGCAAGUAAGGCUCGACCUGAUAUUCUUCGCUUUGUGCCUUAUACGUGGCACCUGAACAUCGUGCUUACUGAAUUUGAGCUCAUCACACUGGCCAACGAGUACAACUGGGUUGACUGUGCUCACCAGGAAAAUGCACGAGUGGCCUUCUGUGGUGAGGUGUUUGACCUGUCCUUCGACCUCCCCUUCUUGGAUUUCCUGCCCCCUCAGCUGGGACUCAAGUUUUGGAUUCAGGCAGAAAGCGUGUCCAUGUUGGCUUUUCUACCGGAGGGGGAUCCUCAUCGUGAGCUGCUCCUGCUGCUCGACCGCAGUGCUUUGGUGACGGAUCGAAUGGGAGCCCCUAGAUCAGAGCAGCCACCGGACAAAAAGUGGCACUUUGUCACCCAGCCCAGCAAGGGAUGGGUGGAAGUGGUGUCAGUGCCCAUAGUGGCCCUAAGCCUGCAGUACACCUACCACCCGAUUCCUCCUCUGGACUUUGCACACCCUCUGGAUUUUGAUGUGACCACACCUGAGAAGGAAGAACUGCUGCUCUCGCCCAUCCGGCCUCCCAAGAAGCAUGCCACGUUGGUGGCACCCAACGACUUCGACCCUGGUUUGAUGGCGGCUGAUGUCCUUUCGCUAGAGCUGGAGAUUGGGCCAUCGGUGCUCUCGUUAGAAGGUGGGCUGCUGCACCUGUUAAUGCAGUUGAAGGAAAACUACUUUGGGGCCUAUCAGGACUAUGUGGACAUGGAGUCCGAUGCACCCACACCUACAGGGCUGCCAGAAGAAGAUUUUGAUCCACGCUGCUUCAGGCCUCUUGACGUGCGGGCAACUCUCAUCAUGCAUGACAUGCACGGCCACCUCAUGAAGGGCUGCAGUGAGCAGGAGCCUCCGUGCCCAUCAUUGUACCUGGAACGGCUCCAGCUUGAGAUCAGCAAGAGCCACCGGGAGAGCCAAUUGCAGCUCCUUCUCUCACCCCUUGUGGCCAUCUGCCCUGGGGACAGGCCGGGCCACCUGGCCCUCUCUUCUUUCCAAGUACGUGCACAGGCGUUGUUCUCAGGAGCAGACCGUCCCCUAGGCAGUGACACACUCGAGUAUGCCUGGCUGGUAGAACUUCAAGCAGGAGACCUUACCGGACGGCUCACUGCUCCUCAGGUGUAUGACCUGGUUGCUGGAGCGGAGCUGUUUGUGCAGCAGGCUCAGCACAACAGUGCGGCACUGGUGCCCCCCCAAGGCAUCAUUCAUUGCCAGCAUGACCAGCCUCAGGCCGAGUGCUCCCAUGCCGAACCUGGCUGUCCAUGCCCCGUUUCAGAUGAGCUCAAGUACCGUAUGACCAGGUUCUCCCUAGACUAUGUGGACAUCAGCUUGGAAGAGGCGAGCUCAUCGAUCUGCUUUCAGCUGGGACCACUUAAGCUUACCCAGUGUAACUUGCACUCAGAGCAGGCAAGCACUGGAAUAAGUAUGCAGCUGGGAGCAGUAAAUGUUGCACAAUUCCUGUUAUCUCCUGAUGGGCCUUGGCUGCAGGCUGGCAAGCUGGAGUUUGGGCCCCUGGUGAUGGACAACUGGGCACAGGGACCUCCCAACAGCCAGCAGAGUUUUCUUCGAACUCAUGACAAGACAACGCACCGGCUGUGGUUCCUCUGGGGAGACAGCCGUGCUGGAGGCCACUGUGGCUGUCUCGGUGGUUGCUUCUUCUUUGACUCGGAGGAGGAUGGAUCGCCUGCGGGUGACGCAGGGCAGGGAGAAGAAGAGUCUCGCCAGACUUCAUACCGCCAGCACAGCAGCCCAGCACAUCGUCAGUCUGCUGCUGUUAGCUUUGCCCGCUCUGCUUCUGCAUAUGAUGGGCCUGACAGCCGUUCUCGAGAAGUAGCUGAUGACAUGACCGAUCGUAGGCGUAGCAAUGGCUCGGCUGUGCGGCGUGCCGUGUCCACAGACUCUACCCACUCCUCAGAGGCAUUCUUCUCUGCCGACGAAGACGGCAUGGCUGUGGGGCGCUUACAAGAUGAUGGGGAUCAAGACCGCAGGCGACGCUCAUUUUGUGUGCGAGGCUCAUCUUCGGCCAGCUCCAGUCUCGACCGACGACGCUAUGCCAAGGAGCAGGACGCUGAUGGUGAUUCCAACUCUGUGUCAAGCACAUCUUUUCUCUCAGCUGUCUCAUCACAGGAGGAUGUGACACUUGUGAACCUGCAUCAUCAAAUGGAUCGUCCAAUAGCUGAGUCUCCACUUCUGAUGGCGUGUUAUGCAGCCCAUUUGUCACAGUAUCAGGUGGCCAACUGGGAGGAUGCAGUGGCUCCCCUCCCCCAUUUGGUGGCACGCUCCACCAAUGGGGGGCCACCUUCGGUGGCCUGCUUUCUGCACACCAGCUCCUCCGGCUGGAAACCCCGCUUCACACCCUUGGGCAACCGUGGCGUCUCCGACGUACACAUGGUGCCACGAGCACGAAGAGCGGCCUCUAUGGCGGGGGGAGGCAGCACCACGGCUCGGCCAUGCACCAACAGAAACACUGAGCAACAGCCGCUGCAGCAGUGGUUCCCGCAGCCUCCUCUGCUACAGCGCAGUGCAGUGGUGGUACGGCUGCAGGGGGAUGUGCAUGUGCUGAUGUCGCCACCCAUGCUGGAAGGGCUGCGGGGCCUGGUUGAGGCCCUGGUACCCACCCUGGUCGCCCUUCAUCCAACCACCGUGCUGGGCCGGCUCAUGGCCCGCUGCUGGAGGGUUGUCAAAGGCACCACCACCACUGGCCCACUGGCACAAGGACCAGCUGACGGGUACCACGAGAUACACACCGAACAGGUGCAACUCUGUCUUCAUAUACCUCGUGUGAAUGUCAUGGCACUCCAGUGUUCAGUUGUGGAAGAACUGAUUGCCUUCUCUGCUCUUGACAAUCUCAAGGACUUGGCGUGUGUGUCUGUCCUGGCUCUCUGCUUAGACCAGGUGCAGCUGCAGAUGCUGCAGAGCCAGCAGGCCCAGCGGUGCCUGCAGGUGCUGCCCGAGGAGCAGAGCCCACCACUGGGGAGGCGGCCCGAGAAACCACUGCUGCUGGAGACCAGCCUGCCGGGCCAUCACCAAGGCGUGGCCACCAUCACCCUGGGGGCCGCUCACGCUCAGCUGCGACGCCUGCGCAACUGCAGCUCCUCCUUGCUCAAGGAGGCCACCGUCACUUGCAUAACACCCCAUCACAGCAAGGUGUGCUUCACGUUUGAGUGCCCUGAGUGGGAGAAAGUGCGUGAAGAUGAUAAGAUGGGCUUCAUCAUGACUGAGUGUGGAGUGGAAGGAUCCAGCUUGCGGCUAGUUGGCCAUGGUGGCAGCAGCAGCAGCGGCAGCUCUCACCAGGCAGAGGCCCUGUUCUCCUCCACAGAGGGAGAGCCAUCUUGUGACGCUCUGCUCCUGCUCGAGAUUAAGACAGUCUGGUUCAACUUUGCGGCUCCUCCACGUACCACCAAUGCACAUCGUACGGACUUCACCAGGCUGGACUGGCAUCUGCUUAGCACGAUGACACCAUCUAUAAAUGCCUGGCUCAAGCCAUGUGACCGGCUCUUGGUGGCGGUGCGCAAAGCUCGACAGACAGAACAGCAGCGGCUGUGUGCAGUGCUCGCCUGGCUCAUGACCGAGGCAAUGGAUGCACAGGGAGGACACCUGCCACCUCGGGGAAAACAAUUGUACAGAAGACUCACGCCGCUUGCUCGAGCACUUCAGGAAGAGCCGUCAUGCCAGUUGUUGUCGGCACUUUGUCGUUUCUUGCCGGAGGCACCCAGUGCCGAGCAAUGCCUUGGAGCUCAGUGUGUGCCCCCACUGAGCACGCUGCGACGCGGUCUCUUGGCCCUGAGCCGCCAGUGGAAACACCUGCUCUACAUGCCGCUGCUGGUGGAGCAGAACAGCCGGAUUCGCAAACGCACUCGUCCCGAGCCCCCAGCCCACCUGGUGGGGGUGCCCUUGCGCGAGGAUGAACUCCCGUCCGACGAAACGGCGUGCCUGCUGGCCGACGAUGCUACGGGGGCUGCACAAGUGACCAGGGAGGCUAAAGUGAGCCGACCAGGAGCGUUCCCGCUGCUUGGUGCACCCCUGGACUCCCCAUUGCACUAUGGGGGCAUGCUUUAUCUUGGCAAAACAUUGGAGCAUGGCAUCUCGUGCAUGGUGGCUAACAGUGGCCGUCUGCGUGGCUCGCGUCACAGCCUGGCCACCUGGAGCUUUUCCAGUGUCGAGCCCAUUCUGCGCUCCUCCCUGGAUCCGGCAAAUGACGACGAGGACCUGUACAACUGGAUGGCCCGUCAGAGAGGACCUUCGUCACCUCUCGACUCGCCGUCGAGUCGCAGUGCACCACGCGAGUCGGCCAUGCCCACAGGGGGGAUCCCCGAUGCCCAAACUGUCUUCGAGCCACUCUUGCAGCUGCUGGGAGCCUGUACCGUGGCCUUGCAGACACCAGGGCCACGUCUGGCACUGUCCACCUUGGUUGAGCUUCUGCGUGUCGACCUUGUGGAAUCGGAGAGUUUGGAACAGCCACAGAGAAGACGGUCCAAGCCCGGCCAGCGGCUCUUUGUGGACACGAGCACAGACACGCCUGCACUGGUGUGCGACCGGCUGGCUUUGGAGCUUGAUGUGCGUCACCCGGGAAACCCAGGCACCUGUGCUCACGUGGCAGUAGAUGUGCAGUAUGUGGCGCAGCAAGUGAACAUGCCUUUACUGCGACUGUUGAACCAGUUCUCUAGCAUGUACGAGAAUGUGAAGGAGACCCGCCUAGAACUUCAGUGCCGUCGACCUCGGGCUGACUCGGUCGUCGUGCCCAUGCCACAGCCGCAUCCAGGUGGCAGCCAUGAGUCGGUCGCACCGGUGCAGACGAGCACACCACGCUGCUGGAAAACCAUGUGCUUUUUGCUUGACCUCUACGAGACAAUGCCCCCUUCACAGGCCUUGGCUGACAGGUUCACCAUAUCUGUGGGAGUCGAGCACAAAGUGACGGAUGGGCCAGAAGGCUGCCGAGGCAAUUGCAAAUACGAGCAGUUGCACGAACAUCGUGUUAACAUGGAGACUGGUGAUGCUCAGGCUCAGCACCGUGAAGUGCCUCCUCGACCUGCAGCUGUUGCCGAGCGUGUACCAUUGGCAGUGUUUGCCAUGGGCCAUGUCAAGAGGAUCCGGCUUCUGGCCAUGCUCAGUGGACUGAGACUGGAGGCUGAGCUGUCGGGAUUGCAGGCUAGUGGCACACACAAGGAGACUCUUCGUGAGAGAAGUCACCAGAGUGAGUCGUCUGCCACGGGCCGUCUUGGGCCGGCAAGUGUAGUCUUGCUGGAAGGUCAGCCUCCGAACCACCAGAUGGUGGUGACCAUGGACGUGGGCACUUCGCAAGCCCUGGGCUCCAGCUGCGGCUGGGGACCUACGGCACGCCACGCUGCCCUGUUGUCGGUAGGGGCCGUGCACAUCGACAUACCGCAGCACCCUGUGGUGCUCCACAGCAUGGUCACUCGGUCGAGCAAGCAGCUGUCCACCACUCUACAAGAACUGCGCCGCAGUGCACCGGGUCGCACAGCUCAGCGGCAGCCCACAGAAGAGAUGGCUCUGCAAGGUAGCCCCAUGCCACCAGUGAUGAAUUCACGAAGUGUGCCACCAGUGGUGAGACUAGACCUGUUGCUGGAGGGACUGACCACUGGGGCAUCCCUCUUGCCAUCUCUGCGAGCACACUACCACAUGGGGCCCCUGACUGGCUCUGGCUGCACGGGUUCUCAGGCUCGUUUUACCGUCCACUUGCCUCAGCACUCACUCAGCUUCAACACCAAGGUACCGCCUGCAUGUGAAGCCAACCUGCCAUCGCGUGCCAGUGUGGAGCUGCCACCGGUUCAGGUGGCAGCUGAAUAUCUCCAGGACCCAGGUGGCCCCUCGCAAAGGGAUGCCGAUGGUGUAGUGCUUCGUCGAGGUUCUUACCUCAGUGCCCUGGCCGAGAUUGGCACCUUUGAGCACAGCCUCACCACUGACCUGCUCAACCACCUGGUGCUGGUGCAGAAGGUCUUCAUGAAGGAGGUAAACGAGGUGGUGCAGAAGAUGUCCGGCACGCGGCCCUUGCGCCUCUGGGAGGGCAGCGGCGGUGGUGGCAGCAGCAGCGGCAGCAGUGCUCUAGAUGGAGGCCAGCUGCUGUUCUCAUUGCAGCUGCGACUGCGGGGCAUCCGGCUCACAGCCACCACACCCACCGCUAGUGCGGUGCGCCUUGAGACAGGCACUCUCGACCUGCAGCUCUCCAACAGAGUGCAAAACGCUUCUCGCGCUGUCACGGCCAUGAAGCUGUUUGGCAAAGGACAAGUGGACCUCAGCUUGGCUCUGGGUCAGCUCGUCAAGAAUACACUGUUUGAAGAAGCGGAAUUUCAGCAGUUUGCAUUCUUCAAGACUAGGAUAUGCCUACGUAAUGCCCUUCAAGAUGAAAUGAUCUCCAGCCAGUAUGAUGACAAAGAGGCUGUCCUCAUCACCAUGAAUCGGCCCAUGAUUUACUUUCAACCUAUUGCUCUCGACAAAGCGGUCCUGGUCUGGCUUAACUACAAGAAUGCCUAUGAAUACUGGAAUGAGCAACGAGGAAGCCUAAAUAAAGAGGUGCUGACAGCCACACAGCAAUUGUUUGAGCGGGUGCCUCAGUUUCCGCAGCUGAGCAGCCAAGCGCUGGGCACGCUCUUCCUCCAGUUAACCGUCCAGGACUUGGGCAUUUGCAUGCCUCUUAACAAAGGGACGCUAACGAACAGCCGGCUGUUUGACGCUGAUGCUACUCCAGCAGUUGUGGUGACCCUGGAGAACACACGCAUCUCUGCUUGCUCUUGUGGCUCCCUUGUGAGCAAGGCCCGAUUCACAGGGCUGUGUCUGCGCUUUGCUGAUGAGUUUGAGGUGUCUAUAGAAGAUUGGAAGCCCUGUGAUGCGACCACUACAAACCUGUGUGUGGUGUCCGAGGGCACCUAUGAGAUCUGCUCCCGCACAAUUGCUGCACAGGCCUCCAGCAAUGCCAAGUGGAUCCUGAAUGUCCAGUGGCAAAUGGAGGGUGUGGACAUCCACGUGGAUGUGGGCAUCAGCAAAGCCCUCUCAGCAUUGUUCCGCACACUGACUGCCCUCACAGGAGAGGGAGAUGAAGGUGAAAGCCCCGAAGAACAAGCUUGUGCAGCACAGGAGCCUGUGACCCUCCGCCAUGCCUGCCUGCUGCUUGACCCUAGCGUGGAUGCCAAGAAGCGUUCUCGGCUGAUUGAGAAAGAAAUGAAUGAGCAGGCCAAGAUCAUCAGUGACCUGCGCUUCCUGGGGGCCAGCCAAAGCACUAUCGAGCAGGAGGAGAGGCGGCUCAAGGAACUCGCGACUGCCGUCUUCAAUGACUUCCGUCGAGACGUCAUCAAGAAGCUGCGCAGACAGAGUGUCAAGGCAGCAUCAAUCAAGGACAAGCUUGGUUUGGGCACUGUGUCCCGGUUGCCUGCCGGCACACCCGAAGAAGAGGUCGGUCACGAUGCCCACCAGCAAGAGAGGGGAGUCUCCCCAACCAAGGAUGGCACACACACACGAACUGCGUCCUUUGAUAUGUCCGACUUACCAGCCACCCCAAGACGAACCAUGCCACUAGUUCACAGGGAGCUCUCUCUGGACAGUGUCUUCUCUCAGACAACGGCCAGUGUCACAAACAGUGGUGCACCAACUCCGACCAGUGAGCCCUCGGAGCCUGCCCUCAGUCCUCAGGAUGACAUUUUGCUUCCACCGGCCACUGAGCCGCGUGCAGGCCACACCACGCCUGUGCCCUCAAAGCAGCAGCAAGUGGAGCCAAGCAUAGACUUUGAGCUAGAUAUCAAGGUGUUCUUCAACAGUGGCAAGUGCGUGCUGCACACGAGGGACCAUGAGGAGGAGGCCACCAAAACGACACGCACCAUGCGCAAAGAGCGCAGCUUCUCUGGAGGCCUUCCAGAUGGCGGCUCUCCAACCAGACGUCGCAGUGGUCCUCGCAGCCAUCCAUCAUCCUCUCGUAUGCGCUUCCCUCCCACAGCUUCAGCCGCUCCCAGCCAGGUCAUGACAGACUUCACUGUCUUUCUGGUACCAGGCCUAGAUGUCAAGGUGCACUACAAUUCAUGGACCAUGGGAGGGGAGAGUCCAGUCGACCCGCCUGCUCGGAAAGGAGGCACAAAAAAGGCCACACUAUUUGCUUGGAUAACAUUGCAAAGCAUUCCAGAGGAAACAGUGAUAAGCCCACACAUCCUGGACUUCCUGGAACAAGCACUUGAAGCAAUACCGAUGCAGCAGGCUGCAAAAGCAUCACCUGUGGCAUCAGUUGAGGGAGGAGGCCUGGUGUUGGAAGAGAGCCAGUAUGGCUCCUUUCCGGUGGACGUCAUAGUCUACUUCCGCAUGCAGCCAUCCAUCUUACGCUUCAGCUGCCUGCCCGUGUCACGAGUUGAGUGCCUGUUGCGACUUCCUUCGGUUGAUCUGGCCUUCUCCUCCAAGCGGGCCGAUGAAGGUCCCGUGGGGGGACUGUCGGCCACUGGCUGCCUAGCCGACUUCUCCCUCUACAUCUUCCACCCCUAUGGAGGAGCCAAGAAGAUGGCCGCCACUACAGCUGAUGCCUCUCCACUGGCUGUUACAGAACGCAAAGACUCACUCUCACUGCAAGUGGAGUUCGUCAAGGUUAACAUGAGCCGCAGCCGUCACAUUGGUGUAGACAAUGGUCGAGCUUUGAUCCGUUUCUCGGCACUAUGUGACGUUGGCUCGGCAUCAUUCAAGUAUGACAUGAGACGCCUGACGGAAAUUCUGGCCUUCCCUAAAGCCUGGUAUCGACGCAGCAUUGCUCGUCGCAUGUUCCUGGGAGAUCCAACCACUGCAGGUUCGGCUUUUGGUGACCAAGCUGAGGACUCAGCUGAGACUAGCAGCAGCAGUGGCACUCUGUCCCCGAGCCGGGCCGAUUCAUUCCCCUUUGGAAGUUUGGAACUUGGUUCUCCCGAAGAGGAAGCGGCACCUCCUCAAGAACGACCAGCAGCACCUCCCAGGGGUCAAGCAUGGGAAACACUUCUGCUGUACGCUUUGAACCUGUCUCGUCUUAAUGUUCACAUGAACAUGGGCAAUGUCAUGGGCAAUACCUCGUGGCUGACACAAGGGUUUAGGUCCCAAGGUCGCCUGGCCAUUGAUAGUCGUGGCCACAAGGACCUGAAUCUGGCAGUGGACCUUAAUGGCUCAAGCCUUGAUGCCAAAGGAGGCAUUGUUGGAGGGGCCAUCGAGCUGAGCCGUAUUCACACACACAUGGGCCUGCAGGAGAGCUGGGGUCGGGAGCCCGUGCACACUUUGACCCUGGCACUGUGGGCAGCUGAGAGCCGACUCGACUACAUGGGCAGCAGUGUGCUCAUGGGCCGCGUCUCCCAGCUCACUGUGGAGCUGCGGGAUGAGUGGCGGCUUUGUGAAGGCUGUGAAGCUACCAAGCGUCCGGCCCUGCUGUUUGUCCAUGGCCAGGUGCACUGGGACCAACUGCAGUUGCUCAUCUCCAAGUCGACCACACCCGACCUGGCCAAGAUGGGAGCCAAGCUGGAGGAGUUCUUCUCCCAGCAGUUCCACAGCAGUCGAAGAGUGUUCUCAUCUAUGCGGCUGGCUGGUCCUCGACCACGUCGUGCCGACCGCAUAGGCGGGGGUCCUGACGAGAGUCGCCACACUCACCAGCGCCACUGGCAAGGGGCCCUGGCACUGGUGUCCGGCUUGCAGCUAGGUUGGGGUCUACGCUUGCCCUUGCACGGCACCUUGGUCGGGGGUAGCAUGGACCUGCAAGGUGGCAACGUCUCGCUCGCCUGUUUCCAUGGGGUCAGCUUUCGUUCAAAGGCUUGGGCCUUGUUCAGCCUCCGGCAGCCAAGCAUACACUUUGCCACAGAGGCCCAAGAUGUGCUGGGCCCACAGGCUGCCGUGGACACGCAUGUGGUGCAGCACCUGACCUUCCGGCUUGGCCAUGCGGCUGGAUCAUCAGGCUGUACGGGUAGUAUGGCCACUGUGUGCCGUAUCAGUCGCAAUGUCCUCUUCCCACCGCAGUUCAAGAGUGUUAGCGAGUGGUUCCAGUAUGCAUUUGCCAGCAGUGAACUGGACGACGUGGGGCGCUUCCCAGUGUUUGAAGGAAGGCCCUCACCACCACGCCCACCCGAGGCUGGGCACACCAUGGAGAUGAUCUUUGCCUUCCCGAGCCUCGAGCUGCAUAUGAAGACUGAGCAGCUGCAAGGGGAGCACAGUCCGGGACUUGAUGAUUCCCGACCAGUGGUAGAAUGCAGCUUCGUUACCGAGUUCGAUGACCACAUCUUUGUGGCUGUGGACGCCGAGGCAUUCUUUUUUCUGCACAACCUCAUCGUGUCAUACAUCCGGGAAAAAGACGGAGGUGGGGCAGCCAAAAGCCAGUCGCCGGAAAGCGAGCGCCGAAAGCGAAGUGUCGCAGAGUCGCUGGAGUCUCUGCACCGAGAUUUCCGUGACUACCAGUGUUACACAUGGCACCUGGAGCCAACUGUGCGCCUCCUCUCCUGGGCAGGGAAGGGCAUCGAACCUUACGGCGUGGACUAUAUUUUGCACAAGCUGGGCUUUUCACAUGCCCGUGUCACUAUCCCCAAGUGGCUACAGCGGGGAUGCAUGGACCCCUUGGACCUCUUCCUCUCCCUCAUGCUUGAGCGCAUGCUUAAGGCUGUGCGACACUCAUAAUUUAUUCUUGUUGAUUUUUAGUCUUUUAAUUGUGCAUGUACAGGCAUGUUGGUUAUGUGUGGUGAAAUACAUGAAAUAAACAACACAAUGUUUAAAAAAGUGA